GGAAAUAAAAUAGCAUUAUUGUAAUUGCGGUUACAUGGUUGCAGUAAAAUAACUAAAUUUCUCAUGUUGGUUAUAAACAAGAAAUGAAGCUAAAUAUUUUCCCUUUUUUCUCCCUUUCAAGGAUCUUGAUUAUUUAGUGGAAGCAGCUCUUCUUUAUUAUGGUCAAAAAAGAAGUUGUUGGACAACAAACCACUUCCACUGAACCUGGAAAAGGACAAUGAUCCUCGCAUGCUUACAUCUCCUCUAAAGUUUCCCGGCAAACUGGCAAUAGAUAUUCUUAACAACCGCCUCUUCAUUUCAGAUAGUAACCAUAACCGCAUAGUGGUAACUGUUCUAGAUGGUAACUUCAUCGUCCAAAUUGUAAGCACAGGAGAAGAGGGCAUAAGUGAUGGUUCCUUUGAUGAUGCUACAUUUGAUCGCCUUCAGGGCCUGGCUUACAAUGCAAAGAAGAAUCUUCUUUAUGUUGCAGAUACUGAAAAUCAUGCUUUAAGGGAAAUUGAUUUUGUUAGUGAGAAGGUUCGAACUCUUGCUGGAAAUGGAACGAAAGGUUCCGACUACACACGAGGUGGAACAGGAAACUCUCAGCUCCUUCCUUGCAAGUAAACUCUCCCUGGGAUGUCUGCUUUGACCCUGUCCAUGAGAAGGUCUACAUUGAAAUGGCUGGCCAGCACCAAAUUUGGGAGCAUAACAUACAAGAUGGAUCUACUAGAGCAUUUAGUGGUAAUGGAUAUGAAAGAAACUUAAAUGGAUCGAGCUCUACAACCACUUCUUUUGCACAACCUUCUGGAAUAUCGUUGUCUCCGGAUAAUAUUUGGAAGAG
Hibiscus syriacus is the source of this 820-nucleotide messenger RNA. RefSeq names its product protein SUPPRESSOR OF QUENCHING 1, chloroplastic-like. Lineage: Eukaryota; Viridiplantae; Streptophyta; Magnoliopsida; Malvales; Malvaceae. Bases 229 to 603 code for a protein of 124 amino acids. Gene Ontology annotation, molecular function: protein binding. The record is from RefSeq and is a predicted model, not a curated record. The transcript is spliced from 6 exons.